CCAACAACUGCCGUGCAGCACCAUCCAGCAUCGCCAUGGCGCUAGUAGCAAGAAGGGUGUCCUCGAAUGCCGGGCCAAGAUGGCGACUGUUGGGGUUGGGGAAGGGGCUGCCGCGUUCUGUUGGUGCUGACCGAUCAGCUGCGUCGAGGCUUGCGGCAGAAACGUUCACCGUCAGAACAACAGCAUUAGUUUCGCCGCAGAAGUGUCGCCGGGGAAUCUCCAGCACAGGCGCUCGAAAAGACAAGGUGAACAUGACGUUCCUCGAGGACGAUGGCACGGAGAUCAAGGUCGAGGCCGAGCUUGGUGCAACCCUGCUGGAAGUGGCCCACGAAAACGACGUCGAAUUAGAAGGUGCCUGUGGAGGGGACCUUGCCUGCUCUACGUGCCACGUGGUGCUGCCCAAGGAGUACUACGACAAGCUCGACGAGAAGGAGGAGGAGGAGGAUGAUAUGCUGGACCUGGCGUGGGGGUUAACCGAUACAUCGCGACUGGGAUGCCAGAUCAAGGUCACUAGAGACCUGGAGGGGAUGUUGAUAAAGGUUCCGGAGGACAGCAUGGACAUGAGCUGAUGCCGCCGCGGAGGUGUCGUGGCUGGGGCUCGGAUGUCACCUGCCUUGGAGGAGCAUGGGCUAGUUGUGGUUUUGCCAUCUGUGUUUGACCUACAAGAAAGGCUGCUUUUGUCUGUGUCAGGCUGUAAAUCGACGAAUGUGUCAUGUGUAGAACUGUAACCCAAGAGCUCGAUUUGCAAGCUUCCAUCCCUAAGUGGGUUUGUCGCGCGUAGUUUGACUCGAAGAAGUAGGUCCGCCCUGGUUGUCGCCGAGUCGAGAUAUAGUUGGUCCGGAGUCCGAAAAAGUAACACAUCUUUCAGCUUAGAUGAGGCAGAAAAAAGAAAUGGCGUCAUUGGGUCGUCGGUCUUUUCAGCGACGAUGCUUGCAGAAUCCAGACAUUGGUCGCCGGGGCUUCUGGUAGACAUCGCUCCCAACUUGAUUCCUGCAAACCGUGUAGUCUAACGCGACUUCGGGUUUGAAACUGAACCGCCGUCUUCGCUAGAUGUUUUGAGUUGGCAAGCACGUACCAACGCAAUUGAACGAGUUCGCGUGGUCUCUCGCGAUUAUUGUUUCUGAGAGGGAAGCGGGAGACCAUGGACGGGUUCAUGCGGUAGAGACCCAUGCCUAAAAGCAACAGAAUCUGGGCUAUC
Ectocarpus sp. CCAP 1310/34 is the source of this 1198-nucleotide messenger RNA. Lineage: Eukaryota; Phaeophyceae; Ectocarpales; Ectocarpaceae. The record is from the annotation of a GenBank genome assembly.